Molecule: messenger RNA, 1956 nt
Organism: Cavia porcellus (domestic guinea pig)
Lineage: Eukaryota; Metazoa; Chordata; Mammalia; Rodentia; Caviidae
Gene: Txnrd2
Product: thioredoxin reductase 2
Exons: 18
Biological process (GO): glutathione metabolic process; cell redox homeostasis; cellular response to oxidative stress
Cellular component (GO): cytosol; mitochondrion
Molecular function (GO): flavin adenine dinucleotide binding; thioredoxin-disulfide reductase (NADPH) activity; glutathione-disulfide reductase (NADPH) activity
Source: RefSeq, marked validated
GGCAGCCCCGGCCGCUCCGAGGCCCCGCAGUUAUGGCGGCGGUGGCGCUGGCUCUGCGGAGACGCGGGAUGCGCUUCCGGUGGCGGAUUUGGGCCUCUGCGGGCGGGGUGCGGGGCGCGGCGGGAGGCGCAGCAGCAGGACAACAGGACUACGAUCUCCUGGUAAUUGGCGGGGGAUCUGGUGGCCUGGCUUGUGCCAAAGAAGCUGCUCAGCUGGGAAGGAAGGUGGCCGUGGUUGACUAUGUGGAGCCUUCUCCCCGAGGCACAAGAUGGGGCCUUGGUGGCACCUGCGUCAAUGUGGGCUGCAUCCCCAAGAAGCUGAUGCAUUAUGCUGCGCUGCUGGGGCACAUGAUCCAGGAUGCCCACCACUAUGGCUGGGAGGUGGGACAGCCCAUCCUACAUGACUGGGAGAAAAUGGCCGAAGCUGUACAAAACCACGUGAAAUCCUUGAACUGGGGCCACCGUGUCCAGCUGCAGGACAGAAAAGUCAAAUAUUUUAACAUCAAAGCCAGCUUUGUCAACCAGCACACAGUUCGUGGCAUCACAAAAGGAGGGAAGGAAAUGCUGCUCUCAGCUGAACACAUAGUCAUUGCUACUGGAGGGCGGCCAAAGUACCCCACGCAUAUUGAAGGUGCCCUGGAAUAUGGAAUUACAAGUGAUGACAUCUUCUGGCUGAAGAAAUCCCCUGGCAAAACGUUGGUGGUCGGGGCCAGCUAUGUAGCCCUGGAGUGUGCUGGCUUCCUCACAGGGAUUGGCCUGGACAUCACUGUCAUGAUGCGAAGCAUCCCACUCCGAGGCUUUGACCAGCAAAUGUCUUCUUUGGUCACAGAGCACAUGGAGUCUCAUGGCACCCGGUUCCUGAGAGGCUGUAUCCCUUCCCGCAUUAGGAAGCUCCCAGAUGGUCAACUCCAGGUCACCUGGGAGGAUGGCAUCUCUGGCAAAGAGGACAUGGGCACCUUUGACACAGUCUUGUGGGCCAUAGGUCGAGUCCCAGAAACCAGAUGUCUGAACCUAGAGAAGGCAGGAGUGAAUAUCAACCCCAAGAAUCAAAAGAUUGUCGUGGACUCCCAGGAGGCCACCUCCAUCCCCCACAUCUACGCUAUUGGAGAUGUUGCUGAGGGACGACCUGAGCUGACACCCACAGCCAUCAUGGCAGGAAGGCUCCUGGCUCAGCGGCUCUUCGGGCAGUCCUCAGACUUGAUGGAUUAUGACAAUGUUCCCACGACUGUGUUCACUCCACUGGAGUAUGGCUGUGUGGGGCUGUCAGAAGAGGAAGCUGUAGCCCGCCAUGGACAGGAGCAUGUUGAGGUUUAUCAUGCGUAUUAUAAACCUCUGGAGUUCACAGUGGCUGAACGGGAUGCAUCCCAGUGUUACAUAAAGAUGGUGUGCCUGAGGGAGCCCCCACAGCUGGUGCUGGGCCUGCAUUUCCUCGGUCCUAAUGCCGGUGAAGUUACUCAAGGAUUCGCUCUGGGGAUCAAGUGUGGGGCUUCCUACGCACAGGUGAUGCGGACAGUAGGUAUCCACCCCACCUGCUCUGAGGAAGUAGUCAAGCUGCGUAUCUCCAAGCGUUCAGGCCUGGACCCCACAGUGACUGGCUGUUGAGGUUAAGCUGCCCUCCCUGCAAGGCUAUGGGUACACAAUAUGCCAUCUCACCUGCCAGUCUUCACAGAGGCCCACAUCCAGGACUGGAAGGCCAGAUCUGGUGAACCUUGGCCUCUUCCUAGAGAGCUGGGAGAUGUCGAAUGGAGCAGCAGCGUGACUGUGCAGAUGACCCGUGUGCCCUGCAGGGAUGGCUCUAGGGGCAGUCAGUCCCAUGCCUGCACCUUCGCCCUUCUUCUGGCCCCCCAGGUCCCCAGUGCCAGUUGAUGAUGGCCUGGGCAGAAACCCACCCUGUGGGCAGUCCAUGUCUGAACUCCCUGGCAUUUCUGGAGUGCAAAUAAAGAGGGUGUUUUCCUAA